This is a messenger RNA of Drosophila busckii, 1719 nucleotides long. RefSeq names its product ubiquitin carboxyl-terminal hydrolase 46 (gene Usp12-46). Gene Ontology annotation, molecular function: cysteine-type deubiquitinase activity; cysteine-type endopeptidase activity. The transcript is spliced from 2 exons. Lineage: Eukaryota; Metazoa; Arthropoda; Insecta; Diptera; Drosophilidae. Gene Ontology annotation, cellular component: cytosol; nucleus. The record is from RefSeq and is a predicted model, not a curated record. Gene Ontology annotation, biological process: protein deubiquitination. Bases 294 to 1577 code for a protein of 427 amino acids.
GAAAAGUGUUGAUUUCGAAAUUGAAGACAUUACAUUGAAGAGCAAACUCAACUGCUCUGUAACUAUCAAAAGGAAAACAUAACAAAAGACACAAAUAGAAAAAAGUGUUUUGCGCAGACUUUAAACAGAGCUCCAAUGCUUUAAAAACUAAAAAACAUAAAGCCACACAGCCCAAAAUAUAAGUUGUGAACUUUAAGCUAUAAACGAAGUGAAUUUCGUGUUUUCAAUCAAUCAAAGCAAACACGGUGUGGGGUUUUCUGUACCGCUGUGCCGCGGCCGCCCCCGUUGCCAACAUGGGCGCCAAUGUGUCUCAGCUGGAGCGCGAGAUCGGCUCGGAUCUGUUUCCGCCCAACGAGCAUUACUUCGGCCUGGUCAACUUUGGCAACACCUGCUACAGCAACUCGGUGCUGCAGGCGCUUUACUUCUGCAAACCCUUUCGGGAGAAAGUGCUCGAGUAUAAGGCGAAGAAUAAGCGUUCGAAGGAGACGCUGCUCAGCUGUCUGGCCGAUUUGUUCUAUAGCAUUGCAACGCAAAAGAAAAAAGUUGGCAGCAUAGCGCCCAAGAAAUUUAUAACACGACUGCGCAAGGAAAAGGAAGAAUUCGACAAUUAUAUGCAGCAGGAUGCGCAUGAGUUUCUCAACUUUCUGAUUAAUCAUAUCAAUGAGAUUAUAUUGGCGGAGCGCAAUAGCAACAGCAAAGCGCUAACAGCAGCAACAAGCACAACGACAACAGCAGCAGCAGCAGCAGCAACAACUGCCAGCAAUAAUAAUGCUGCAACUAAAUCAAAUUCAUCGAAUUCAACAUCUACAUCCAUUUCAAAUUCAACUGCUACCAAUGGCAACUCAAGCAUUAGCACAGGCUCGCUAAGUGGCGCUGCGACAAGCGUCAUUGAAGGCAAUGGCGGCGUCACUGCCACCACCACGCCCAUUACACAAGCAGCCAAUGGCGCCAACACCGAACCCACUUGGGUGCAUGAAAUUUUCCAGGGCAUACUCACUUCAGAGACGCGUUGCUUGAACUGCGAAACGGUCAGCAGCAAGGAUGAGAACUUUUUCGAUCUACAAGUGGACGUGGAUCAGAAUACAUCGAUUACGCAUUGUCUGCGCUGCUUUAGCAACACUGAGACGCUUUGCUCGGACAACAAAUUCAAGUGCGACAACUGCUGCAGCUAUCAGGAGGCGCAGAAGCGCAUGCGCGUUAAAAAGCUGCCCAUGAUCUUGGCGCUGCAUCUGAAGCGCUUCAAGUAUAUGGAGCAGUUCAAUCGGCAUAUUAAAGUCUCGCAUCGUGUGGUGUUUCCGCUUGAGCUGCGUCUGUUCAACACCUCAGAUGAUGCAGUUAAUCCGGACAGACUCUAUGAUCUAACAGCUGUUGUCAUACACUGCGGCUCGGGUCCCAAUCGUGGCCACUACAUAAGCAUUGUCAAAAGUCAUGGCCUUUGGCUGCUGUUCGAUGAUGAUAUGGUCGAUAAAAUCGAAGCCUCCACCAUUGAGGAUUUCUAUGGACUCACUUCGGAUAUACACAAGUCCUCCGAAACGGGCUAUAUACUUUUUUAUCAAUCUCGUGACUGUGCCGCUUAAAAAGAUGCAAUGCAAAUUGCAGUUUAAUUUUUUUUCAAUUAAGUUGAACGUGUUGCGUUUUAGUUAAACGGCUUAAAAAUUUUCCUAACUUUUUAUUUUAAGCAGAAUUACAUUAUUCUAAUGAGCAGAAACCUAUUUUAAG